CGUUUAAACGUAACAUUUUUGUAAUUUAGCUCGCGGUUUCUCGGGCCCAUCGGAAAUCCGUCGCCCACGGAAUGCAACCCUCAGAAGUCACAAUCAAACAACCCAACUUUCAGUGACCGGAAUUCCUGAUCCGUAUCAAAUUGCAAGAUGCCCUUUCGACGGACGUCACGGACCCUCACAUCUCUCCACCACGUAGCCUUUUAACCUUUUAUAGUCACAUGACCUUCUAAGUCUCGCCAAAGCUUUUGCCAACUUCAACUUUUCUGCUUCCAUUAGAUAUUUGUUGCGUUUUAGUAUAGGCUGAAUUGAUGGCUUCGACCACUCUAAUCUGCGACUCCGAGCCAUGGAAGGACUUGAAGUCUCAUGUCGAGGAUUUCAAGAAAACUCAUCUUCGUGAUUUGAUGAACGACAAAGAACGAUGCCAAUCGAUGAUGGUUGAGUUCGAUGGAAUGCUUUUGGACUACUCAAGGCAACGAGCCACUCUUGACACCAUGGAUAAACUCUAUCAAUUAGCAGAGGCUGCUUCACUCAAACAAAAAAUUAAUCGAAUGUACAGCGGCGAGCAUAUAAAUAGCACAGAGAAUAGGUCAGUGCUUCAUGUAGCUCUCCGAGCACCGAGGGAUGCUGUUAUAUACAGUGAUGGAAAGAAUGUAGUUCCAGAUGUUUGGAAUGUUUUGGAUAAGAUCAAGGAUUUUUCGGAGAAAGUUCGCAGUGGCUCCUGGGUUGGAGCUACUGGAAAACCACUGAAGGAUGUUAUUGCAAUCGGCAUUGGUGGCAGUUUCUUAGGUCCUUUAUUUGUGCAUACUGCUCUCCAAACAGAUCCUGAGGCUGUUGAAUUUGCAAAAGGACGCCAAUUGCGUUUCCUUGCAAACGUGGAUCCCAUUGAUGUUGCUAGAAAUAUUGCAGGAUUAAACCCUGAAACCACUCUUGUUGUGGUGGUUUCAAAGACUUUCACAACAGCAGAAACUAUGUUGAAUGCCCGAACAUUAAGGGAAUGGAUUUCAUCUGCUCUUGGGCCGUUUGCAGUUGCAAAACACAUGGUGGCCGUCAGUACUAAUCUAACGCUUGUUGAAAAGUUUGGCAUUGAUCCUAAUAAUGCAUUUGCAUUCUGGGAUUGGGUUGGUGGUCGUUACAGUGUUUGCAGUGCUGUUGGGGUGUUGCCUUUGUCUCUGCAGUAUGGUUUCUCAAUGGUAGAAAAGUUCUUAAAUGGGGCUUCAAGUAUUGAUCAGCAUUUCCGUUCAGCUCCUUUUGAGAAGAAUAUACCUGUACUUUUGGGUUUGCUCAGUGUAUGGAACGUUUCAUUUCUUGGAUAUCCUGCAAGAGCCAUUUUACCCUACUCCCAGGCCCUCGAGAAAUUCGCUCCACAUAUUCAACAGGUCAGCAUGGAGAGUAAUGGCAAGGGGGUGUCAAUUGAUGGUGUGCCACUUCCUUAUGAGGCUGGUGAAAUUGAUUUCGGUGAACCUGGAACAAAUGGCCAGCACAGCUUUUAUCAACUAAUCCACCAGGGACGUGUAAUUCCAUGUGAUUUCAUCGGUAUUGUGAAGAGCCAGCAACCUGUGUACCUUAAAGGUGAAGUGGUGAGCAACCAUGAUGAGCUCAUGUCCAACUUUUUUGCACAGCCAGAUGCCCUGGCAUAUGGGAAGACACUAGAGCAGUUGCUGAAGGAGAAUGUUCCACAGCAUCUUAUUCCUCAUAAGAUGUUCUCUGGGAAUCGGCCUUCUCUCAGUCUUUUGCUUCCAUCUCUUAAUGCUUGCAAUAUUGGGCAGCUGUUAGCAAGCUAUGAACAUAGAAUUGCUGUGGAAGGUUUUGUAUGGGGCAUUAAUUCUUUUGACCAGUGGGGAGUUGAGUUGGGGAAGUCACUAGCUACUCAAGUCCGGAAACAGCUUCAUGCAUCACGUACAAAAGGAGAACCUGUUGAGGGCUUUAAUUUUAGUACCACCACAUUGUUAACAAGAUAUCUAGAGGCAAGUUCUGAUAUCCCAGCUGACCCACCUACUCUUCUACCUCGGAUAUAACUGGCUUGAUGAUGAAGCAGCUUCAUCGCAGUAUGCCUCGGGAUUCUGAUUUUGUUUUUUGAUGUCUACGGAGGUCCAUUGAACCCUACGGGUUGCAAAAUGGAUGUAAUAAAUCUAUGUUAGACGUGGAAUAUUUACUUGAGGCUACCUAUAGUAAUUUCAAAAUCAUCCGAAAAAUAGUUUGAAUAAAUGCACUUGCUUUACACAA
This is a messenger RNA of Durio zibethinus, 2223 nucleotides long. Lineage: Eukaryota; Viridiplantae; Streptophyta; Magnoliopsida; Malvales; Malvaceae. The record is from RefSeq and is a predicted model, not a curated record.